AUGUUCUCACAUGCGGAUUUCGUGGGGAACAGUGUAACGGCCGUGUUUGAAGACGACAGUCAAGCGGCGGGAACAAUUGUGAUCGGAACGGAUGGGAAUUCGUCUCGGGUUCGCCGUGCUGCUCUGGAGCCUGCAAAUUUGGCCGACUGGGAACCUCUGCCGGUCAACAUGGUCAAUGUGACUACCACUUACACUGCGGAGCAAGCUCUCUAUAUUCGCAGCAAGAUACAUCCGGUGGCCGACAUUAGCAUUCAUCCUAAAGGAAUGUACUAUCGAUUGAAUAUGUUCGAUAUUGCAGACUCAGAGAAACCCGAAAGUUGGAUAUUCCAACUCCUGUCAACAUGGCGCAUUUCGGAUGAAGACGAGGAGGUAAGCCCUGAAAAGCGCCUGCAAAAGUUCAAAGAAAUGGCAAUUAUUCAGCCGCACCGCAGUGCGGCUGAAUAA
Molecule: messenger RNA, 444 nt
Organism: Aspergillus alliaceus
Lineage: Eukaryota; Fungi; Ascomycota; Eurotiomycetes; Eurotiales; Aspergillaceae
Exons: 1
Coding region: 1-444 (147 amino acids)
Source: RefSeq, a predicted model, not a curated record